Messenger RNA from Acanthocheilonema viteae, 522 nucleotides. NCBI's taxonomy places the organism in Eukaryota, Metazoa, Nematoda, Chromadorea, Rhabditida, Onchocercidae. The record is from the annotation of a GenBank genome assembly.
AUGACACUUGGAACUGGUAAAGAAUCAAAAAUGACUGAUGGAUUUAUUGAAGAGCAAGAAAUUGAUAUUGCCGAGACGAGUAUUAGCUUAGAAGAAGCAGCUAAUGAGAGAAAACGACGACUAGAGGAAAUGCGUGAACGAAUGCUACAGGAGAAUGAUGGAGAGGAGUCUGGAUCAUCAAGUAAGUCGAUGAAGCUUACAUUUCGAAAUUAUGAAUCACAAAAUGAUUUGGGUGAUAAACGUGAUGAUGUGGAUUUGUUUGCUGUCGAGAAAGAGAUUGCUGAUCAGUUAAUAGACACCCAAGAUACUAGGGCUGUAGAACAAAUUGAUAUCACAACGUUGGCGCCGCGAAAAAUUGAUUGGGACCUAAAACGUGAUGUUGCGGAAAGGUUGGAAAAAUUGGAAAGACGAACGGAGCGUGCGAUAGCCCAGUUGAUUCGUGAACGUUUGAAAGCUGGUAAGACUGAAUUAGCUGAUGCUGUUAAUUCAGGUGCUUACAGCGAAUUGCAACCUGAUGAUUGA